AGGAUUACUAUCUCUAUGCGUGUUACUCUUUGGUUGUUUAGUUACUCUUUGGUUGUUUACUUUACGGUUCGCUUCACACCGAGCUCGUUACUAACGUAGAAAUAUACACCCACCGUUUAAAGUUAAACGUUAUAAACCUGCCACGGACAUAAACUAACGGACGUGAGGAACGAGUUUUUGUCGGUUUUUAGCUGUUUUAAAGUUAGCUAACGUGUUGUUAGCUUCAUUAACUGUUUGAAACCGAAGCAAAGUUCAGUCAGCUGCAGAACAGAGUUCAUCCUGACAGCUGCGACCGCCUGUCUGGACGAUGGCGAACCCUCUGAGGGCCGAAGUGGUCCGACUCUAUAAAAAUCUCCUCUACCUCGGACGGGAGUAUCCUAAAGGUGGCGACUACUUCAGGGACCGCCUGAGAGCGGCGUUCACGAAAAACAAAAAUGUGCAGGACCCGGAGCAGAUCAGGGAGAUGAUCGGUCGGGGGGAGUAUGUGGCCCGAGAGCUGGAGGCGCUCUACUACCUGAGGAAAUACAGAGCCAUGAAGAAACGCUACUACGAGGAGUAAACCGCUUCUGCACAGACUCGUUCCACUAUAACCACCUGCUUCUUCAUGUCUAAUCAAUAACAGAUCAAUAAGAGGAUUCAUUAGAGAAACAGAGACCAAUGUAAGAGGAAAACAUCUUUAAUUUCUCAACAAAACAACAAACAGCAGCAGCUUUAAAGGUUUAUUGUUUUGUUCCUGUAACGGAUGACGGAAAAACAAUUAAAUAAAAGUAUAAAAAAGA
Messenger RNA from Sebastes umbrosus (honeycomb rockfish), 779 nucleotides. RefSeq names its product LYR motif containing 5b (gene lyrm5b). NCBI's taxonomy places the organism in Eukaryota, Metazoa, Chordata, Actinopteri, Perciformes, Sebastidae. The transcript has 3 exons. Gene Ontology annotation, cellular component: mitochondrion. Gene Ontology annotation, biological process: respiratory electron transport chain. The coding region runs from base 308 to 559 and encodes 83 amino acids. The record is from RefSeq and is a predicted model, not a curated record.